AUGAUGACCUCCAAUAUCUUAUCGCGUUUCCUCCCUCCCAACGGCUCCCCGUCAGUGUACGAGACAAUCCGACAACAUGACAAUCAUUCGGACGGUUCGGACGUGGAGGAACGUGCAGGAAUGGCGUUUGACGAUGAACAUGGGGACCGAUUCAGCGACCGUGAGCUGGAAGAUGCUCUAGCAGAUGCUGGGAGGGAUGACUCCCCCGGUCCCAGCGAUCCAUUUCUCCCCCGAAGCCCGCCAAGGAAAAGGGACGAGGAGGGCUUCCUCAAGGCCGGUUCUCGUCGCCGCAAGUUUAGCCGCCCAGGUCGGAUACACGCAGCUUCACCGCGCCACAAGUUCGAUGAUAGUGAUGAUGAUGUUCCUCCCUCCCUCCUCGUGGAAGGAGACCAAGAUGACGAUGAUGUUUUGAAAUCGAAGCUUCCACCUCCUCCCCGUUCGAAUGACCCCCCGAAUCUUGCUCAUCAGCCCAGACCAUCGCCUCGAGACGACCGAGUCCACUGGGAAACCGCCCGCGAACGAUUACCGGUACAUGACAACAAUAGGAGGGCUCAUCAUGCAAGUCUGUGGUCAGCGGGAUAUCCAAACUUAGCACUGGUAGAUCCUAAAGAGAAGGCACUGUGGAUGUGGGCAAACGUGGAAAACCUGGACAACUUCUUGAAGGAAGUCUACACAUACUUUCUUGGAAACGGUAUUUGGUCGAUUCUUUUGAACAGGGUUUUGAGUCUCUUGACCUUUGCAUUCGUCGUAGGGUUCAGCAUAUUCCUCACUAACUGCAUUGACUACCACAAGGUACGAGGGAGUCGAACUCUGGACGACAUUCUGAUCCAGAAGUGUACAAAGCAAAUGUCCAUGUCCGCUACCUUCUUACUAUGGCUGCUCUCGUUCUUCUGGAUUGGCAAGGCCUUUCAGUACGUGCUAGAUAUCCGAAGACUCAAGCACAUGCAUGACUUCUAUCACUACUUGCUUGGAAUAUCAGAUGCUGAAAUCCAAUCAAUAUCCUGGCAAGAGGUCGUCAGCCGAUUGAUGACUCUGAGGGACUCCAACCCUGCGACUGCGGGUGCGGUCUCUGCGAAGAACCGCAAGUUCAUGGGGAGUCAAUCAAAGCAGCGCAUGGAUGCUCACGAUAUCGCAAACCGACUGAUGCGCAAAGAAAACUAUCUGAUUGCCUUGAUAAAUAAAGAUAUACUAGAUCUGACGCUUCCGAUACCGUUCCUGCGGAACAGGCAAUUGUUCUCGCGGACGCUUGAAUGGAACAUCAACCUCUGCAUCAUGGAUUAUGUUUUCAACGAGCAGGGUCAAGUGCGGACGUUGUUCUUGAAAGACACUCAUCGACGGGCCCUGAGUGAAGGCCUGCGACGGCGUUUCAUGUUCGCAGGCAUCAUGAAUAUCUUCGUAGCCCCCUUCAUUGUCGUCUAUUUCAUGAUGCAUUAUUUCUUCCGCUAUUUCAACGAAUACAAGAAGAAUCCAUCGCAAAUCGGAUCCCGACAAUACACCCCACUGGCCGAAUGGAAGUUCCGUGAGUUCAACGAGCUGUGGCACUUGUUUGAACGACGUGUCAAUAUGUCUUACCCUUUCGCGAGCCGCUAUGUGGAUCAGUUCCCCAAAGACAAGAUGGUGCAAUUUGCGGGUUUCGUGGCGUUCGUCUCUGGGGCACUGGCCUCGGUAUUGGCCCUGGCUUCCGUUGUGGACCCGGAACUGUUCCUGGGGUUUGAGAUAACUCACGACCGGACUGUGCUUUUCUACUUGGGUGUCUUCGGUUCUAUCUGGGCUGUCGCGCAGGGCUUGGUCCCGGAAGAGACCAAUGUGUUUGAUCCAGAGUACGCGCUCCUUGAAGUCAUCAACUUCACUCACUACUUCCCAAGCCACUGGAAAGGCCGUCUGCAUAGUGACGAUGUCCGGAAGGACUUUGCCGUGCUGUAUCAGAUGAAGAUCGUCAUCUUCCUGGAGGAGAUCCUAAGUAUGAUCUUCACACCGUUCAUCCUCUGGUUCAGUCUGCCCAAGUGCAGUGACCGUCUCAUCGAUUUUUUCCGAGAAUUCACCGUCCACGUCGAUGGGAUGGGAUACCUGUGCUCCUUUGCGGUCUUCGACUUCAAGAAGGGCACCAACGUGAUCUCGCAAGGGGACACAGGUCGGCGGGAUGCUGCCCGGCAGGACCUUCGGGCGGACUACUUCUCGACCAAGGAUGGCAAAAUGCUUGCAUCUUAUUACGGGUUCUUGGACAACUAUGGUGCUAAUCCGCGCGGAGCUCAUCCGUCAACGAAGCGACAAUUUCACCCUCCACCCACAUUCCCGACCCUGGGAUCCCCGUCUGCCAUUGAGAUGGGCAAUUAUGGAGAUCGGCCGGCAGCAACUGGACUGAUGGGUCAACAGUCUACAUAUGGCGCUCCUCGGUUUGGACCCGCUGGCAUGGGCGACCAUCUCUCCCCGGCACCAUCGAUGCUGCUUGACCCGCACCAUCAGCCGUCAGCAUCAGGGUUCCGGUCAACGCACCGCGCUAAUCCGUAUCCGCGCUAUAGGGCCUCACGACCGCCUCCCACCAUCUCCGACCCCAUUGAAGAUGAAGAUCCUCCGGCGGGCAAGGGUCGUGGUGCGGUGAAAUCGUCACCCGGGGUCGGGUCGAGCGGGGGUGGUAUACUCACCAGUGAUAGUAACUUGGGGGAGUCAUGGCGGAUGAAUCUGGUAGGCGAUGAGGUCGAGGAAGAAGACGAGGGCGGCGAGAAUGUCGACGCCCUGGCUGGCGGGGCGGGUGUUCUGGGGCUCAUCCAGCAGUUUCAGAAAGUCAACCAGGACAAUCGGGGACGGACGACAGUUGGUAUAUAA
This is a messenger RNA of Aspergillus tubingensis, 2823 nucleotides long. RefSeq names its product autophagy protein ATG9 (gene atgI). Lineage: Eukaryota; Fungi; Ascomycota; Eurotiomycetes; Eurotiales; Aspergillaceae. Gene Ontology annotation, biological process: autophagy of mitochondrion; protein localization to phagophore assembly site. Bases 1 to 2823 code for a protein of 940 amino acids. Gene Ontology annotation, cellular component: autophagosome; phagophore assembly site. The record is from RefSeq and is a predicted model, not a curated record. The transcript is spliced from 2 exons.